Molecule: messenger RNA, 506 nt
Organism: Lineus longissimus
Lineage: Eukaryota; Metazoa; Nemertea; Pilidiophora; Heteronemertea; Lineidae
Product: ubiquitin-ribosomal protein eL40 fusion protein
Exons: 4
Coding region: 43-429 (128 amino acids)
Biological process (GO): protein ubiquitination; translation; modification-dependent protein catabolic process
Cellular component (GO): cytoplasm; ribosome; nucleus
Molecular function (GO): structural constituent of ribosome; ubiquitin protein ligase binding; protein tag activity
Source: RefSeq, a predicted model, not a curated record
UUAGAUGCUAAGGUGUUCGUUUCUUUUCAGAAUUAGCGAAACAUGCAGAUCUUCGUGAAGACUCUGACGGGGAAGACCAUCACCCUUGAGGUGGAGGCUUCUGACACGAUCGAGAAUGUCAAGGCCAAGAUACAGGAUAAGGAAGGCAUUCCUCCAGAUCAACAGCGUUUGAUCUUCGCUGGCAAGCAGCUUGAAGAUGGACGCACUCUGUCUGACUACAACAUCCAGAAGGAGUCUACGCUCCACUUGGUGUUGCGUCUUCGCGGUGGUGUCAUCGAGCCCAGUUUACGUCUGUUGGCUCAGAAAUACAACUGUGAAAAGAUGAUUUGCAGGAAGUGCUAUGCUCGCCUUCACCCCAGAGCCACCAACUGCAGGAAGAGGAAGUGUGGUCACACCAGCAACAUCCGCCCCAAGAAGAAACUGAAGUAGACUACUCAAUUGAUAAGUGCUGGCUUUUGGCUGUACACAAAGAAAGUAAAAAAUAAGAAGUUGUAUAUACAAAGGAA